CCCACCUUCACAAACAUCACACCAGCCCAUCAGAGUUCAAACCUACCAUCCACCAUGUUCAUCACACCCUCCAAAACCUUCAAUCUUAUAAUCCUACUACUUUCUUUUGUCCUUGAAGUAUUGGCACUCCCCCAACCUCUAACCACCCGCUCAAACUCCGACCUCAGCCUAACAGCUCAACUCCGCCUAGCCGAUACAGCAAUCGAACGCUACAACCUCCUCCCCAACGACACCUCCUUCAUCUUCGACUUCACCACAAACACCGACCUCCCCGUCGCCACCAGCCAAAACUGGCCCGUUCUCGUCAACGUCGGCGCAGCAUUCAGCAUCUCCCAACUCCCAGCAUGCAGCAUGACCUUCCUCCACCUCCACCCGCGCGCAACCGAACUCUUCGCCCUAACCUCCGGCCACAUAAUCUCCUCCAUGAUCCCCGAGACCGGCGUCCUGAACGCCAACAACACGCAGCGCGUAAUCACAAACGACCUUUACCCGGGCCAAGUCACUAUCUACCCUGCGGGAUCGUUCCACACGCAGGUGAACCCCGAUUGCGAGGCAGCGAAUUUCACGGCUACGUUUACGUCGGAUGAGUUUGCGGUGGGGUUGGUGGCGGAGCAGUUGUUUGAGUUUGAUGAUGGGGUCGUGGGGAGGACGUUUGGGGGGAAGAUUGAUAAGGAGGAGGUGGAGAGGUUGAGGGGGUUGAUUCCUGAGGAUAUGGCGUUGAGGGUGGAGGAGUGUUUGGGGAGGUGUGGGGGUGCGGAGAAGUAG
Aspergillus sclerotioniger CBS 115572 is the source of this 765-nucleotide messenger RNA. RefSeq names its product germin family protein. The transcript has 3 exons. Gene Ontology annotation, cellular component: cell wall. Gene Ontology annotation, molecular function: manganese ion binding. The record is from RefSeq and is a predicted model, not a curated record. Bases 55 to 765 code for a protein of 236 amino acids. Lineage: Eukaryota; Fungi; Ascomycota; Eurotiomycetes; Eurotiales; Aspergillaceae.